CUUCCUCCCUCCAGCUUCACGUUUCCGUCUUGAUCACAUCCAACAUCUUGUCAUGGACAACAACAGUAGCUAAAUUUGCUGGUUGCCUCCCUACCAAAAAACUAUGUAGCUAGAGCUAGCUAUGCGCUGUGUGACCUGGCGAGGUAAAAUUCACGCUCUCAGACGGCGCUAGCUACUACUUAGCUAGAGAGGCUGUUAACAAGCUAAUUCUGACCUUGAUUCUCUGAAGAUGUUUCUCUCCGUUGCUUGAGUACAAAUCCUUCGCUACUCAGUGCACUGAUCAUUAGCACUACUAGACAAGCUACUGCUAACCUACGACUCAUCUUUUAACAAAUUCACCAGAAAAACUGCACAAAGUUGCAGCGCGAUGACAGAAAUCAUGCAGUUAUGUGUAUGUGUCUCGUGCGGGGGCGGAGGCAACUAGCCCCGCCUAUUUUCUCCACCAAAACAAGCCGACCGAUGGAGCUGUACGUCUGGCUGCUUACAGUCUUCGCUGCCUUCGGCGGCUUUAUGUUCGGAUACGACAUCGGUGUAAUAAACGGUGUCAAAGAUACUGCCGGAUUUCGAGAAACGUUUCUGAACGAGUCUAAACACUCUGGUAACGGUUCAAGGGAAGAGAGUGUCAGAGAGAGCACGUUACUGGGCUUGGUGGUCUCAACAUUCUCAAUUGGUUGUCUCGUGGGAGCUCUCCUGGCUGCAGGACUAUCAGAAGUGUUGGGAAGAAAGAGGGCAAUCAUAGUUGGUGGUGUGGUCUUCACUGGAGGAGGGGCAGUUCAGGCUGGCUCUCUCUUCAUCUGGAUGAUGAUUUUAGGGAGGAUUGUGGCAGGAGUAGGUGUG
Molecule: messenger RNA, 837 nt
Organism: Geodia barretti
Lineage: Eukaryota; Metazoa; Porifera; Demospongiae; Tetractinellida; Geodiidae
Source: the annotation of a GenBank genome assembly